GACAGUGCAAGGACUAUGGGUCCUGAGGGCUGGGUGGCCCCUCCCAUCCUCCCUGGGCCUGCUGCCGCAGCCAGGAUAUCAAAGGCUGCAUUGUGCUUUGAGCGGGACUUGGUCCCUCGUGUGCCAGGGAGGAGGCGGGAGGAGGGACACCGCUGGGAGGCUGUCUCCUCCCAGUGCUCCUCUGGCUGGUGUUCCCAGGGGCCUCGGCCUGGGGAGGAUGGUGCACACAUGGGUGGCUGCUUCUGCAUCCCUGGGGAGCCAAGUCUGUCCUGGGGCCCAGGUAAAGAUACUUCCAAGGAUCCAACCAUAUCAAGUGAAUUUAUAUCCUCAUCUGAAAACAAGGAAAAAUGUUUCCUGCCACAGAACAUGAUUCCAGAUCUGACACUCUCCUUCAGUGUAAAGAGCCGCUCCAGAAGGUGUGUAAAUGGCCCCUUGCAGGAAGCAGCCAGGAGGCGGCUCUGGGCGCUGGAGAAUGAGGACCAGGAGGUGCGUGCAUUGUUUAAGGACCUCUCAGCCAGGUUGGUGGGUAUCCAGUCCCAGAAAGCCCAGUUCCUCAUCACCUUUAAGACUAUGGAGGAAAUCUGGAAGUUCUCCACCUACCUGAACUUAGGCUACGUAUCUACAUGUCUGGAGCAUCUCCUUUUUGACCACAAGUACUGGCUCAACUGCCGACUGGUUGAGGAUACAGAGAUCCACGUGUCAAUAGAUGAUAAACACCUGGAAACUAUAUACCUAGGACUCCUGAUCCAGGAAGGUCACUUCUUCUGCAGAGCCAUGUGCUCUGUGGCUCAGCCAGCUGAGAAGGAAGGGGAGUAUUUGACACUUUGCAAGAAUGAGUUAAUCUCAGUGAAGAUGGCUGAAGGCGAGUCUGAGUGGGAAGGUGUGUCCUUGGUGACGGGUCAGCGGGGCCUGGUGCCAGUGUCAGCCUUGGAACCCCUGCUUCUCCCUUUCCACCAGUGGUUCCUGAAGAAUUAUCCAGGAAACUGUGGCCUUUCCAGGAAGAGGGAUUGGACAGGCUCCUAUCAGAUUGGCAGAGGAAAAUGUAAGGCCUGGAAGGAAUAUGAGAGGGAAGAAAAGGACGAGCUGAAUUUCCACCAGGGAGAAAGCAUUGAGAUCAUCGGCUUUGUCAUUCCUGGGCUUCAGUGGUUCAUUGGGAAGUCAGCGCUCUCAGGAGAAGUGGGCUUUGUCCCCACCAGGAUCAUAGAUCCUGAUUCUUAUUCCCCAGUGAGCAAGAACUCUGCCUUUUUCAGUGAUGAGGAAAAAUGCUCUCUCGGGUUCCUGGGAAGUGACAGGAAAGCUGAGUGUGUCAGCUUCCUCCGCACACUUGCUCAGACUGACAUAACAUCUGUCUACCAGCUUAGUGGGUUUGAAUCCAUCCAGAGUCUUCCGAACGAUCUGAGCGUGUCCCAGUCCGAAGGCUUCAAGCAGACCCGGCCUGGUGGAGCCUGGGAGGAGCAUCAGGCCAUGGGCUCCAGACAGUCCAGCAGCUCUGAGGACUCCAGUCUGGAGGAAGAGCUCCUUUCAGCUGCCUCAGACACCUAUCAUCUGCCAGAGCCUGAUGACCUCGAUGACCCAGAAUUGCUCAUGAACCUGAACACUGGUCAGGAGGAGGAGGAGGCUGAGAACUUUGCCCCCAUAUUGGCUUUUCUGGAUCAUGAGGGUUAUGCUGACCACUUUAAGAGCCUCUAUGAUUUUUCCUUCUCUUUCCUCACGUCUUCCUUUUAUAGUUACUCUGAGGAGGACGAGCUCAUGGCCUACCUGGAGGCCUCGAGGAAGUGGGCCAAGCGGAGCCACAUGACCUGGGCCCACGCCCGGCUCUGCUUCCUCCUGGGUCGGUUAAGUGUCAGGAAGGUCAAACUCUCUCAGGCCAGGGUGUACUUUGAGGAGGCCAUCCACAUUCUCAACGGGGCAUUUAAGGAUCUGUCCUUGGUGGCUGCCCUGUACAUCAAUUUGGCGGCCAUCUACUUGAGACAGAGGCUGAGGCAUAAAGGCUCAUCCUUGCUGGAGAAGGCAGGUACCUUGUUGGCCUGCCUGCCUGACCGGGAGUACAGUGCCAAGAGCGAGCUGGAUGUGGUGGCCUAUGUGCUGAGACAGGGCAUCGUGUCCGGCAGCUGCCCCCUGGAGGCCAGGGCCUGCUUUCUGGCCAUCCGAUUGCUCCUAAGCCUUGGCCGGCAUGAUGAGGUCCUGCCCUUUGCCGAGCGCCUGCAGCUCCUCUCUGGACACCCUCUCACCUCAGAUGCUGCAGCCACCAUCUUGAGUUUUCUCUAUGACAAGAAAUAUCUGCCACACCUUGCAGUGGCUUCUGUCCGGCUGCGUGGAACUCCGAGUGUCCAAGGGAUGGCCCUUCCAAUUUGGCAGGUCCACCUGGUCCUGCAGAACACCACCAAGCUCCUUGGCAUCUCCUCCCCAAGCUGGGGUGAAGUUUCUUCCCUGGCUUGCCCGGCACUCAGGCAGGCACUGACUUCCUGUGAGGAACAGGCGGACUGGAGCACACAGAGGGUCCUGUGUCUCAUCCUGUCCAAAGUGUACCUCCAACACAGAUCUCCUGAUGGUGCCAUCCACUACCUGAGCCAAGCUUUGAUGCUAGGCCAGCUGCUGAGUGAGCAGGAAGCUUUUGAGUCUUCCCUCUGCUUGGCAUGGGCCUAUCUCUUAUCCAGCCAGCCAAAGAAGGCUUUGGACAUCCUUGAGCCAUUCUUAUACUCCCUGAAGGAGACAGAGAGUGUUAUCCACAAAGGAGUGGUCUAUAACCUCAUGGGACUUGCACUUCAAGGUGAAGGCAGGGUAAACAGGGCAGCCAAGAGCUAUCUUCGGGCCUUGAACAGAGCCCAGGAGGUAGGGGAUGUGCGCAACCAGGCAGUGGCUUUGGCCAAUCUUGGCCAUCUGACCCUUAAGUCCUGGCCUCAGCAGCCGGCCAGGAACUAUCUUCUACAGUCUGUGCAACUCUAUUCUACACUCCAGGCCAGCAUGGAGACAGACAUGGAAUUAGUACAGGUGCUUCUCUGGUUGGCUCAGGUCCAGGUGUAUGGACGCCAGCUGGCUAGUGGCCGCUUUUGUUAUGAAAUGGCAUUGCUGUUUGGCUUAAGGCAUCAACACCUGAAGAGUCAGCUUCAGGUCACCAAAUCCCUCUGCCAUUUCUACAGCUCUGUGUCCCCAAACCCCGAGGCAUGCAUCACCUACCACGAGCACUGGCUGACACUGGCUCAGCAACUCAGAGACCGGGAGAUGGAGGGGAGGCUGCUGGAGUCCCUUGGACAGCUCUAUCGGAACCUAAAUACAUCCAGGUCCCUCAGGAGGUCCCUCACCUGCAUCAAGGAGAGCCUGCGUAUCUUCAUUGACCUGGGGGAGAGAGACAAGGCUGCUGAGGCCUGGCUUGGAGCUGGGCGACUCCACUACCUCAUGCAAGAAGAUGAACUGGUGGAGCUGUACCUGCAGGCAGCCAUCCAGAAAGCCCUGAAGUCAGAGGAGCCCUCCUUGGCUCUCAAGCUCUAUGAGGAAGCGGGUGAUGUGUUCUUCAACGGGACUCGCCACAGGCAUCGUGCGGUGGAGUAUUACCGAACUGGGGCUGUUCCCUUAGCAAGGAGGAUGAAGGCAGUGAGAACCGAGCUCCGGAUUUUCAACAAGCUGACAGAGCUGCAGAUCAGCCUGGAAGGCUAUGAGAAGGCUUUGGAAUUUGCCACCUUGGCAGCCAGACUCAGCACAGUCGUAGUCUUCCAAUUUCUAGGAGAUCAGCGGCAGGAGCUGGUGGCCUUCCACCGUCUGGCCACUGUGUACUAUUCCCUGCACAUGUAUGAGAUGGCUGAGGACUGCUACCUGAAGACUCUGUCCCUCUGUCCACCCUGCCUGCAGAGCCCCAAGGAGGCCUUAUACUAUGCCAAGGUGUAUUAUCGUCUGGGCCGACUCACCUUCUAUCAGCUGAAGGCAUUUGAGAAGAGUAUUUAUGCGAAGAAAAUAAUGAAUUUCAGCUUGGAACAUGUGGAGCAAGCACUUAGAGUUUGCAUCCAACUGGAUGUAAAACCAUUUAAUGUCCAUAUUGUCCACUUGACAUUAUGCGCCAUGGGGUCAGAGACUGCCUGGGUCACCCUUGUACCUACAGCAUGAGAAAAGUGCCUGACUCACAAAGGUACUCAAUAUUGAUUUAUUGGAUAAAUGAUUGAAUGAAUAUGUGAUUGCAUGGUUGGCAUUAUUUAGGAUAUAAGUUAUACAUGGGUAAAAUAAUUAAAUAACUAAGUAUGAUCCCCCUCUCCCCAAAAGGACACCAGAAAAUGAGAAAUAGAGAGAAAUGCGAGUGAGUGUGGUCUUCCUACAGAGACUCCAAACAGUGUAUUGCCCAAAGGAAGAAGUGGGGUUGUUCUCUUUCCAAUUCUUGUGUGAGCUGUCCUUCGAGGGCCUUGAGGUGUUCUCGGCCAGGGUUUCAUAGUGCCCUGGCAUUCUCUGCCAGCCAAACUAUGUUGCCAAUCAUCAUGAAAGUAAAGAAUCUUUCUUCCUGUCUUUUGACUUCAAACUGGGGUCAAAGGCCUUAGGCUGGUGUGAAAAUAAAUAAAGGCCCAGAGCAGACAAAGGCCAUUCUGCAGCCAGCCGUCACUGUAAACACUGGCCUUCCUUUCCUCUAGUCUGAAGCUCUCAGUACUUCCGUGGGCCCAUCAUGACCUCAGUUGGCCUAGUGGCCUGGUGGCUGCAGCAGGUCCUGGUGGUCUCAUGGUAAGAGAUGGGAGGCUUCUGAGGGACGUCAGAGGUAAGUGACAACUCUGGAAAUGUGUGUGUGAAUGCAUACUCAAGGUUAUGAUACUUUUUACUUUUUUGAAGGAUGUACAACACCCAAUUUACAAAUAAUAAAAUGUAAAUGCUAAGGUAAAUUCCAUAUUAAUUUUCAGACAAUGCAUUCCGUGAUAAUUCAGAACUCUUGUAUCUAGUGUCAAUCAUGGUUGCAGUUGGAUAACAAGAACAGUUUUGACAAGAAUGUUCAUUGAUAUUUUCACUAACAAGUAAGACAAAAGUGAAACAACAAAGAGCUUGGAAACCACUCAUUUGUCAAUAGUGUGAGUGACUUUUUUUCUGAGUUUGAAAGAAUAUUGCCUGCUUUUUGUGCUUAUCACUGUGGAACAGCUAUAGGCUUGUCAGCUUUAAGUAUAAUCUACAUUAUUAGUUUCACUUUCUUAAAUCUAGACAAUCAACAGAACCAUAAUUAGGUCUCUAUUUGUAGCAUUUGCAAUUUUCUGUGGUAUAACUACUCCUACUUUGGCUAAUUUCGAUCUACUAGUGUGAUGUUACUGACUAUGGGGCUGGGAAAGAUAUGCACACCACCGUAUAGUGACUACCAUACAGAUGUGAUAGAUGUAAAUGACCUUAGAAGCAGAUUCUACUAAACUAAUCAGGAAGUGAUGAGUUUUGAAUAUUUAUUACCUAUUUUUAAGGUGGUAUAUUUGAUCAUAAGUUUCAGUUCAGUUCAGUUCAGUUGCUCAGUUGUGUUCAACUCUUUGCAACCCCAUGAAUCGCAGCAUGCCAGGCCUCCCUGUCCAUCACCAA
This is a messenger RNA of Bubalus bubalis (water buffalo), 5523 nucleotides long. It is a transcript of the gene SH3TC2, whose product is annotated as SH3 domain and tetratricopeptide repeats 2. Bases 16 to 4098 code for a protein of 1360 amino acids. Gene Ontology annotation, cellular component: recycling endosome. The record is from RefSeq and is a predicted model, not a curated record. The transcript has 17 exons. Gene Ontology annotation, molecular function: protein binding. Gene Ontology annotation, biological process: regulation of intracellular protein transport; regulation of ERBB signaling pathway. Lineage: Eukaryota; Metazoa; Chordata; Mammalia; Artiodactyla; Bovidae.